Penicillium griseofulvum is the source of this 1485-nucleotide messenger RNA. RefSeq lists its product as uncharacterized. The record is from RefSeq and is a predicted model, not a curated record. The coding region runs from base 1 to 1485 and encodes 494 amino acids. The transcript is spliced from 6 exons. NCBI's taxonomy places the organism in Eukaryota, Fungi, Ascomycota, Eurotiomycetes, Eurotiales, Aspergillaceae.
AUGCGUUUCGUUUCGGGGGUUUUAGCCGCACUUGUGGUGACGGCGAAUUCAUUCGUACUCCCAAAGCGCGAAGAGUCCAUGGAGUGGAACGAGACGUGCAUAGGCAUCGAAACCAAAACUAGGGACACCUGGAAGAAAACCGAGAUUGGUGAAUGGUUCAUCUCUAUGGCAAAUGCGGAAGACAUCUACACCAAGGAUAUUCAAAAGACAAUCCAGUCUUGGGAUCAUCCUAGCAGUCUUUACGGAUUUUAUUGUUCCCCAAUGAGCUACUGUGAGGCAAACCUUGACAAGGAUCAAUGCCUCGAUCCACGUUCUGGAGCCCGACCUGGGCUGUAUUUCUUGAUGUGGUCCAUCGCCAACUUGAACAAUUACAUGCUGUCUGUGUUGAAUGCAGUUGAACACACAUCUAGUGUGGCUAUUGGGCUCUCUGCUAAUCUGGUCGAAACCUUCGCCACAAAUAUGGAUAACAUUCCUCUCGUCAAUGCCGGCCCAUCUAUGGCUGCAGGUUUCUUGGGAGGUCUUGCUGCGAUUUUCCCGCCUUCUGCUGCACUCGGAGGUCUUGGUUCGGCCGCUGCGACCAUCGGAGGUGGCAUCAUCUCCCUUCUCGAUAAUGAGAAGCCCGUUGAACUGGAGCCCAAGUUCAACGAUUUCAAGAAUAUCACCAAUUAUAUCGCCAGGGCCUCGGAGGGAAUGCAAAUGGGCAUCGAAAAAUAUACCCGCUGGCUUCUAACUUCGAUCCCGUCAAACGACCGUUCCCAUGGCGUUUGGUACAUCGAUGAUCCCAACUCUCUUCCAAACGUCCUUAGGGAUGGUGCCUUCGCUGAGCCCAUCACCUCGGAUGUCCUCCCAGACAGCAUCUAUGUCUCUCUAUUCAGCGCCGCAAUUGCCCUUCUCUGGAGAGGAGAACCUGCUGGCGUCGUCAAAAUUACCCACGAAUAUUCAAAAUUGUCUAAGCCUAUCUGUGAAAAUAAGGAUGCCUGGAAAGGCAACAAGUACUGUGAUGAUCAAGGAAACGCCUACCUUCUGAUACGCUUGGAUAGCAGCUGGAAUACAACACCCUGGGAUGACGGUAUCGAGGACAAGUUUAAGAAACUUAAGGGCGUUGAGAAGCUUGGGGACUACAGAAUUUCCAUCAAGACCGUCGUGAAAGCAUCCGAGCAUGCGGCCUCGAAGAACGGUGGUCGCCCAUACUAUGAAUGGAACCCUUCCAACUUCAUCGACCACAUCAACGAAGAUCCACGGAAUAGGGUGGAGUUCUCUGGUUUCAAUCUGCCCUUCUGCGAACUUGGACUCUUCAGGGGUGGUGGAGACCCCGGCCUUCUUGACAGGGAUGAGUGCGAUACCGAGUGUCAAACUAUUUGGGCGAUGCGGAAUUGCUUCGUGGGUCUUGAUCGGGAACAUCCUAACCGCGGCGGAAUUCCUUUCGAAAGGGAGUGUGACUACAGAGAAUGUAAAUUCUGUAUGGGUGGUUUUGCGGGCUGUUAA